UUUGCCUACUGUUUACGAUUACAUGCGGAAGGGGACGUGAUUGAAGUUUUUGUUCUCAAUUUGUAUGCUUCGUUGACAACUGGAUGCUUUGUUAUACGUCAGAUAUGAGUUUCCAAAACUAGGAGAAUGUCUCGUGCGACAAAACGGAAGCAUGUUAUCCGUGAAGUCUUGGUAGAAGAGAUACGGCCACCAACUGAGGAACAGUCUAUUGUACAAGUCCUUGCCGGCAGAGGAAAUAACCUGCAUCUUGUUGCUCCGGCUUCAGGAGAACCUUUUCUUGCCUCAAAGCCCACAAAAUUCCGUUGUAACGUAUGGAUUAAACGUGGAGAUUACCUGCUCGUAGAACCCAUACCGGAAGGAGACAAGGUGAAAGCUGAGAUUGUCACUAUUGUUACAAGAGAUCAUGAAAAGUUCUAUCGUGAGCUUGGAACUUGGCCUCCAGAAUUUGAUAAAAAUGAUAGUGGCGCAGAAAAUCUCAAGAAUGGAAGAGAAGCGGGAGAUACAAGUGAAGAUGAAGAUCUCUUUGUGAACAAGAAUACACAGGUUGUGGAAGUGAGUGAACCAGAUGAAACUGAAAGUGAUGACGAUGAAAGUGGGAGUGAUUUCGAUGAUGAUGGAGCAAGAGAGAGUGCCAGUGACAGCUGUGAACCUGUUUCUGUUGAGAGCGAAGCCGAUGACAGAACAGGAGAUAGUGACAGUGAUGGAUAUACAACUGUUGAUUCUCACCACUUAAUGUCUUCCAUCUCAUCUUCAAAGAUGGCGUUGCUCUUCACACUAUAUGGAGGAGAAGUCAUUCUUUUCUAA
Schistocerca serialis cubense is the source of this 804-nucleotide messenger RNA. Its product is annotated as probable RNA-binding protein EIF1AD. The transcript is spliced from 2 exons. Lineage: Eukaryota; Metazoa; Arthropoda; Insecta; Orthoptera; Acrididae. The record is from RefSeq and is a predicted model, not a curated record. Gene Ontology annotation, molecular function: RNA binding; translation initiation factor activity. The coding region runs from base 127 to 804 and encodes 225 amino acids. Gene Ontology annotation, cellular component: nucleus. Gene Ontology annotation, biological process: translational initiation.